This is a messenger RNA of Gracilinanus agilis (Agile Gracile Mouse Opossum), 1852 nucleotides long. It is a transcript of the gene GPATCH2, whose product is annotated as G-patch domain containing 2. NCBI's taxonomy places the organism in Eukaryota, Metazoa, Chordata, Mammalia, Didelphimorphia, Didelphidae. Gene Ontology annotation, molecular function: nucleic acid binding. The transcript has 11 exons. The record is from RefSeq and is a predicted model, not a curated record. Bases 123 to 1727 code for a protein of 534 amino acids.
UGCAACGCUGGGGCCGAGGAACCCCUUCUGGCGCUAGAGCCGGAUCUGGAUCCCGAUCCCGAGCUGGAGCCGAAGUCUCCCCUCGGGUCUGAGCCUCGGGCCCCGGCUCCCGGGUGUCGUUAAUGUUCCGGGCGGCCUGGAGCCAACUGAUCGAAGCUCGAGCCACGGCGAACCGCUGGCAUUUUAGUCGCACUAUGGAGGAACUUGUUCAUGAUCUUGUCUCGGCCCUAGAGGAGAGUUCAGAACAAGCCAGAGGAGGAUUUGCAGACCCAGGAGAUCACUCUCGAAGUCUGGCUUGUCCAUUGAAACGCCAGGCAAGGAAAAGGAGGGGGAGAAAACGGCGGUCAUAUAAUAUUCAUCCUCCUUGGGAGACAGGCCACUGUUUAAGUGAAGGUUCAGAUUCCAGUUUAGAGGAAUCAAGCAAGGACUACAGAGAGAAUCAUAAUAACAAGAAGAAAGAUCAUAGUGACUCUGAUGACCACAUGUUAGUAGCAAAGCCUGGACCUUCAUCCAACCUAAAUAAUGUUAGAGGUAAACGGCCCUUAUGGCAUGAGUCAGAUCUUGCUAUAGAUAACUUAGGUAGUAACAGAACUCUCCGUAGAAGAAGAAAGGUGAAACGCAUGGCAAUAGAUCCACCAUCUGAAAUCUCUAACUCACUGACACUGACUCCGCAGCAUGAAAAUAGAGAUCAAGAAAUGGACAAUGACUGUCGACCUUACCAAUACCAGGAGUUCAGUAAAAACAAAGUAAAAAAAAGAAAAUUAAAAAUUACCAGACAAGGACCGAAAAUCCAAGAAGAUGGAAUAGUUUGGGAAAGUGAAGAAUUGGUCCAAGUCAAUAAAGAUAAAAUGGAAUAUGAAGAACAAAAAGGCUCAGAUGAGAUCAUGAGUGAAAGUGACUCCAGCAGCCUCAGCAGCACUGAUGCUGGUUUGUUUACCAAUGAUGAGGGAAGACAAGGUGAUGAUGAGCAGAGUGAUUGGUUCUAUGAAAAGGAGUCUGGCGGGGCAUGUGGCAUCACAGGAGUCAUUCCCUGGUGGCAGACAGAAGAAGCUACGGAACUAGGAAAAGAAUUACCAGAUCCUGUCUUUCAAAGUAUCUUAAGUGGCUCUUUUCCUCUUAUGUCACCUUCAGGCAGAAGAGGUUUCCAGGCUAGACUCAAUCAUUUACAUGGAGUGCCCUCAAAGAACAUCAAAAAAUCUGGAGGAAAUUCUACUGCAAUGGUUGCUACAUCUGGCCCAGUAAGUAACAAGAGAAUGGUUCACUAUUCCCCUGAUUCCCAUCACCAUGAUCAUUGGUUUAGUCCUGGGGCCAGGACAGAGCAUGUCCAGCUUCAGCUCCUAAGAGAUAACCGAUCAGAAAGAGGACACAAAAAAAAUUGUUCAGUGAAAACUGCAAGCAGACAAACAAGUAUGCAUUUAGGAUCUUUGUGCAUGGGAGAUGUCAAAAGGAGAAGAAAGGCUGCGCCCUUGCCGGGACCUCCUGCAACAGGAUUUGUAGGUGAAAAUGCACAACCAAUCCCAGAGACCAACAUUGGAAACCGAAUGCUUCAGAGCAUGGGCUGGACACCCGGGACAGGCCUCGGAAGAGAUGGCAAAGGAAUGUCUGAGCCAAUACAGGCCAUACAGAGGCCAAAAGGAUUAGGACUUGGAUUUAGCCGCCAGAACACCACACCAACAAAUCCUGGCAAAUUCAAGAGUCAAGAAAGAACAGCAGACACAAAACAUUAAAUGCACUUCGGGAACCAAAAGGACGUUUACUGAACAAAGAGACAGGCUGCACAAAGGAGGUCUUUUCUGGGUGACAACUUCGAUGGAGUGUUAGCAGUGGAUAAUCCCCUCUGCUUUCUACAAAG